This is a messenger RNA of Lepus europaeus (European hare), 3141 nucleotides long. It is a transcript of the gene PLEKHH3, whose product is annotated as pleckstrin homology, MyTH4 and FERM domain containing H3. The record is from RefSeq and is a predicted model, not a curated record. The coding region runs from base 437 to 2818 and encodes 793 amino acids. Gene Ontology annotation, cellular component: cytoskeleton. The transcript is spliced from 13 exons. Lineage: Eukaryota; Metazoa; Chordata; Mammalia; Lagomorpha; Leporidae. Gene Ontology annotation, biological process: signal transduction.
CCCGGGGCUGCAGGGAGCGCAGCGCGCGCGGCCCGGGCCCCGGCCACCGGACGCCCUACCGGACACGACCCUCCCUGGAGCUUGGACAACUGCCCACCUCGGACAUUGCACCGGACGCUGCCCCCCACAGGGCUGGACACUACAACGGACACUACUUCCCAGCUCCGGACAUUGCUCUCUCCUCCCCCCCCCCCCCCGGCCCAGGCUCUGGGUGCCUUUCCCCCCCGCCCCCCUACGGGGGCCCAAGACAUUGAGCCCCCCGCAGGCUCUAGGCAACGUCCCCUUCCACCCCAGCGACGGACACUGCCUCCUCACCGUCCGCCCCCCCUUCUCCCGCCUCGUCUCCCCGCUCAGGUCGGAGCCCCGCCAGUUUCUCCGACCCCCUGCUGUUCGGCCGCAGUGGUCGGGCGCCCCCAUCCCCUGGCUGCCCGCCCGGAUGCCUCUCCCCGGGGGUUUGUGGUGGCUCCUCUGCUGCCGUCGGGGCUUUACUCUUCUGCACCGGGACUACGGAGACGGCGAGCUUAGCGGGGACGGGGACGGGGACGAGGACGAAGAGACCUUUGAGCUGCGGACCCCGAGUCCAGCGGGCGGCGGGAGGGGUUCCCUGGACGUGACGCUGACUCAGCCAGCCAGGAGCGGGCAGAUCUCCGACAGGCUGCAGAGCUGGGAGGAGACGUGGAGCCUCAUCCCGGAGAAGGGGCUGCCGGAAGACGACCCCGACGUCGUUGUGAAAGGCUGGCUGUACCGCGAGCCCCGUGGGGGAGGAGUGCGGCCAUGGCUGCCCCCGCGCCGGGCUUGGUUCGUGCUCACGCGGGACUCUCUGGACCAGUUCAGCAGCAGCGGGAAGGGGGCGCGGCGCCUCGGGAGCCUGGUGCUUACCAGUCUGUGCUCAGUGACCGGCCCGGAGCGCAGGCCCAAGGAAACUGGUCUGUGGUCCGUGACUGUGUCUGGUCGGAAGCACAGCGUCCGCCUCUGUUCCCCGCGCCAAGCCGAGGCCGAGCGCUGGGGGGCGGCAUUGCGGGAAGUGAUCGCUUCCAAGGCCCCGCUGGAGACCCCCACACAGCUACUGCUCAGGGACAUACAGGAGAGCUGUGGAGACCCGGAGGCAGUGGCCCUCAUUUACCACCGGAACCCCAUCCUGAGGCACACCAGCGGGGCCCUGUAUGCCCCACUGCUGCCCCUGCCCUACGGAGGCAGCGCCCCAGGUCCUGGCUACGCACCCUUGCGCGAGGAGGCAGUCCGGCUGUUCCUGGCACUGCAGGCGCUGGAAGGGGCGCGGCGCCCCGGGCCCCUGAUGCAGGGUGUGCUCCAGACCUGCCGGGACCUGCCUGCACUCCGCGACGAACUCUUCCUACAGCUGGCUAAGCAGACCUCAGGCCCCACGGGGCCCCCAGGACUGCCAGCCACCCAAGACCCUGCAGCCCUGCGGUACUGGCAGCUUCUUACCUGUAUGAGCUGCACCUUCCGGCCUGGGGGAGCCGUACGGGGGCACCUCCUGGGACAUCUGGAGAGGACAGAGCAGGCGCUCCCGGACUCGGAACUGGCGGAAUACGCGCGCUUCAUCCGGAAAGCCUUGAGUCGGACUCGUGGCCGAGAGCUGGUGCCGUCGCUGGCAGAGAUUUCGGCGCUGAGCCGACGGCAGGAGCUGCUGUGCACCGUGCAUUGCCCAGGGGCUGGUGCCUGCCCAGUGGCCAUCGACUCCCACACCACAGCGGGCGAGGUGGCUCGGGAGCUGGUGGGGCGACUGGGCUUGGCCCGGAGCCGCAACGCAUUUGCACUGUACGAACAGCGAGGUGCCCAGGAGCGAGCCCUGGCUGGAGGGACCCUAGUGGCCGACGUGCUCACCAGGUUUGAGAAUUUGGCGGCGGAGGACGCCGGGCUGGAGGACGCGCCGGACUCCGGGUGUAGACUGUGUCUGCGUCUUCACGGCCCGCUGCACCCCGAGGGGCUGUCCCCGGACGGCCACGAACUGCCUUUCCUCUUUGAGCAGGCUCACGCUCUGCUGCUGCGCGGACGGCCGCCCCCGCCCGACGACACCCUGCGCGCCCUGGCGGCGCUGCGCCUGCAGAGCCUGCACCGGGACUUCUCCCCGCGGGCGCCCCUUCCGCGCCUGGACCGCCUGCUGCCGCCCCCCACCGCGCCGCCCCGUGCAGACCCGCCCCGCCCGCUCCCCAGGCCGCCGCCCUCCGCCGCCCUGCUGGCCGGGGCACUGUGGAGCCCGAGCCUGGCCAAGAGGCGGGCGGAGCGGGCCCGGCGCGGCGGGGCGGGCCGUCCGGCGAGAAGCGCGGCCCGCGAGGGAGGAGGCGGCGCCGGCACGGCGGCGGCCGUGCUGGGCGGCUGGAAGCGGCUACGGGGCAUGGGCCGAGCUGAGGCCAUGGCUGCCUACCUGGCUCUGGCGGCGCAGUGUCCGGGGUUCGGCGCUGCUCGGUAUGACGUUCUGGAGCUGAGCACGGAGCCUGGUGGGGGUGCUCCACAGAAGCUAUGCCUGGGCCUGGGAGCCAAGGCCAUGUCCCUCUCCCGGCCAGGUGAGACAGAACCCAUCCACAGUGUCAGCUAUGGCCACGUGGCCGCCUGCCAGCUAAUGGGCCCCCACACUCUGGCCAUGAGGGUGGGAGAGAGCCAGCUCCUCCUUCAGAGUCCCCAGGUGGAAGAGAUCAUGCAGCUGGUGAAUGCCUACUUGGCCAGUCCCUCCCCCGAGAGGCCCUGCAGCCCUUCUCCUCCAUGCCAAGAUCUGCCAGACACCGCCCCUCCCAGCCAGCACUCGGGCCUGGAUGAGCCCCAGGGACAGUCUGGCUGCUUGGGGCAGCUGCAGGACUGAGCCUGCCAAGAGGUCACAGCUUGCCUCCUGCCUCCAGCCUGGGCCAGGACUGCUCCGAGAUGGGAGCGAACGAUGGACCCUUUUGGCCCUGCAGGGACAGGGCACAUCCCACACCCAAAGGCUGCAAUGGGUGUGGACAGUUUUCUAGUUUGUUUCUUAAUUUAUUUGUAGAAGACAAGCAAAAAAAAAAAAUUCUUAUUUACACAAACCCUUCCUGUGGGAGCGUUGUCGGUGGGACAAGUUGGAGCCCCUGAGCUCAGAGCUCCACCCCAGGGGACGCCCACACUCUGGGCUUUUACCAGGCACUGAGGAGUCUGGACACC